Molecule: messenger RNA, 2651 nt
Organism: Oncorhynchus gorbuscha (pink salmon)
Lineage: Eukaryota; Metazoa; Chordata; Actinopteri; Salmoniformes; Salmonidae
Product: mitogen-activated protein kinase 15-like
Exons: 14
Coding region: 396-2069 (557 amino acids)
Biological process (GO): intracellular signal transduction; protein phosphorylation
Cellular component (GO): nucleus; cytoplasm
Molecular function (GO): MAP kinase activity; ATP binding
Source: RefSeq, a predicted model, not a curated record
GAUCUAAUUUAAAAGUUAUUUUAAUCGUGAAUUUAACCACACUGGUAAACUAAUGCCUAACCUUAAAUUAAGACCAAAAAGCUUAUUUUUUUUCUUCCAUUAAUUGUUACGAUAUAGUACAUUUUAACUUCGGAAACCGUACAGCAGCGUAUAGUUGCGUCUCCAGGACGACAAACAAUUACGAAACGAACCGAUAUGCUUGUUUGUAUCCAGAAAUCAACACCCGUCACCGAUAUCGUUGAACCGGACUGUUUCAGAACUUUCAAAGAAGACCAUCGGCAUAUGGGAUUGUAUGGAAGGCUGUGGACAGACAGACAGGAGAAGUUGUGGCUGUAAAGAAAAUAUUUGAUGCCUUCAGGAAUAGGACUGAUGCCCAGAGGACAUUCAGAGAAAUCAUGUUUCUUCAGGAGUUUGGAGAUCAUGCCAACAUCGUCAAACUGCUCAAUGUCAUCAGAGCUCAAAAUGACAAAGAUAUUUACUUAGUCUUUGAAUACAUGGACACCGACCUACACGCGGUGAUAAAGAAAGGCAACCUGCUGAAAGACAUCCAUAAACGCUAUGUCAUGCAUCAACUCCUCAAGGCCACUAAAUACCUGCACUCAGGCAAUGUCAUCCACAGAGACCAGAAGCCCUCCAAUAUUCUACUUGACACGGAUUGCUUUGUGAAACUUUGUGACUUCGGUUUAGCGAGGUCUCUCUGCCAGAUCCAGGAGGAUCCUGGGAACCCGGCGCUGACAGAGUAUGUGGCGACGCGGUGGUACAGAGCUCCUGAGAUCCUGCUGGGUUCCUCAAGAUACACAAAGGGGGUAGACAUGUGGAGUAUAGGUUGUAUCCUAGGAGAGAUGCUACUUGGGCAGCCCCUUUUCCCUGGAACUUCCACCAUCAACCAGAUAGAGAAAAUCAUGAGUGCAAUUCCACACCCUAGCCCAGAGGACGUACUUUCGAUCAGAUCUGAGUAUGGUGCCUCUGUGAUUCAGAGGAUGCUACUGAAGCCCCAGGUGCCUCUAGAGGAUCUUCUGCAACCGUCGGUGCCUCCAGAUGCCCUAGACCUGGUGUGUCGCCUGCUGGUGUUCAACCCAGACAAGAGGCUGACUGCUGAGCAGGCCCUGCAGCACCUCUAUGUCUCCAGAUUCCACAACCCAGCCAAGGAGCCAGGUCUGGACUCUGAUGUGAUCCUGCCUGUGGAUGAUGAUGUCCAGUUGUCGGUGGUUCAGUACCGUAAUAAACUGUAUGAGAUGAUUCUAGAGAAGAGGACCACAAGGAGAAUGCCACGUCAUGUAAUGCCUAGGCCGAGGAAGAAAGAGGAGCCUGUCUCUAGCUCAGGGUCUGGGUGUGACAGUGGAGACCGUGGGAGGGAAAGGCCCACUGGGAAGGACAAAGGAGGGCUGGAGCCAGUGUCUGGUAAUGGUGGAGGGGACCUUAGGGUUAAAUACCCUCAUGAUAAGACAGAACACCAGGCUGCUCGUCCAGUUAUCACCGUACCUACACCAGUACCUGUGUCCACCCAGCCGUCCCUGGAGAGGUCCAGCCCUGCAGCUAGCCCCGUCAUGGGAAAGACUACAUAUAAUCCCAUCACACACGUUGCCAAUGGUUUUGUUCGAAAUCUGGCUGGACCACCUCACUAUUUUCGCUCCGGUACUGCCAGCAGGGAACUGGAGGGACAGAUGAGUAAUGAAAAUGUAACUGUACCACCAGCAGAGGGCGCUAUUCGCAACACUGUUUCUAUGGAGCAGAUUCUGCAGCGCGGUCGCUCAGCCCCUGUCAGCCGUACCCGUUCCUUCUCCCUGACCCUCUCCCACCCUCAGAACAACCCACUUGUCCGCAGAGACGAUCCCUCUGUGUCCUCAGGGAUGUGUGUCACCUCUGCACACCUGAACCAGCGGUCCCAGUCUCAGUCACGAGAGGCACGGCCCCCUCCUCCCAGGUUCAGUAAGAAGGUUUUCCAGUGUAACGCCAACAUGGCGGCUGCCGGGGAUCCCCGUGCCAAACUAGGCAGCUACUCUCAGGCUUACGGCACCAUCAACAAGACAGAACUGGACAACCUUAUGAGGAGUCGACACCACCAGUAACCAUCACACUAUGCUGGAUGUAUGGGACACUGUCCAACAUCAGACGGGGCAAGAGACAAGGUGACAGGGAACAGGGAGAUAUUGGCUAGUGGAAAGUUGGGGGAGAAAUAUGAUUCCAAGACAUAAAAGUUCAGCAGCACAUAUUGAAGUAACCAUGGAGAUGGAAAUCCAUGGAGUGAAGUGGCAAUGAAUUAACACAGUCAAUUUAACCCCAUUUUCUUUAUGAAAUAAUGUCAUGUUGGGAAAUGGGGACUAUGAACCCUUAGUUUAAUGUAACUAAAUGUGCAAGUGUUUUACACCUAAAUGCUUUAUACUAGACUAGAGGGAACAAGACAUAGCAGUGUAAAUGUAUGUCGAUUGAGUCAGGUGAUACUUUUGUAAAAUGGAAGAUUUGUAAUGUUGUGUAUAAGUAAAUAACUAUUUUAGCCAUAAUUUCCUGGCAAGCAAAUUCAAUAUAAUUUAAUGCAAAAUGGUGCUUCCAACACAGUAAAAUAAAUGUUGACAGUUGAUGUAUGUAAAACAAACCUGUGGUUUCAUAUUAAAAAGAUGACCGCAAGCAAUUGUGACUACUUUCUUUUAAAA